Molecule: messenger RNA, 2796 nt
Organism: Prorocentrum cordatum
Lineage: Eukaryota; Dinophyceae; Prorocentrales; Prorocentraceae
Source: the annotation of a GenBank genome assembly
ACCCCCCUGGAGCGGCUGCCGGAUCUGUCCGGAUCUGUGCGGAUCCCGCCCAGACCCCCCUGGGGCGUCAAGAUGCUCUCUUUUGACCCCACUGGAAACCUAUCAGUCUUCGCUGUUAGGUAAAAACGAUCACAAGUGCGCUGCGCCGCUGGGGCGCGGUGCGGCGGCGGGGCCCCGCAGGCGCGAGCCGGCUGCAUCGCACGCGCCGUGGGCGGCAAACUGUGCCGCGGAUACUGAUCUGUGCGCCGCUCGCCCCGGCCGCGGUGCGCGAAGCGCCGUGAUCCUCGCACCGCCGCUGGUGACCUAGGCGUGCAUGGGGAGAGGCCGCAUUAGACGCCUACUGCCGCACGGUGGGCCGCCCACGAGUAGAAGGAUGAGGGGGAUGCCUCUCCGCUCGUUCCUCUCUCGACGCUGUUCUGCCUGUUUCCACCGCUGCAUGCCGCCGCUGGUGCGUCUACUACCAGGCUGAUGCUGCGCACGGCCCCGCCGAGCGACAGUAGGUCGGACAAGGCGACGAAGGCGAGGAGAAUCAUGAGAAGGAGGGGUCGAGGAUGCCAAGACCGACGCGAAGGAUGUCAAAGCGCCCGGAAAAGCUCCACACGGCGUGGUGGCACACGCACGCUUGCCAAAAGUGGCCAGGCGGGCACCUACAUCUUGUCCGCCACUCGCGCGUCGCCAUGCGGCCCGUGCGCCACGGGAACCGAGAGACUGCUGCACGUCGCACCUUCAGGCGCUGCUAGGCGACAACGAAUUGCAGAAACAUGAGCUUUCGGAAGUGCGCGCAGUUUUCAUGGGCCGGCACUAGACCCCCUGGCGGCGCCUCCCGCGCCGCCCCUGGCGCGCUCCGCGCGCCAGAGAUGGAGUCCUUCGCUGGUUCAAGGAAUCCGCGCGGACAUGCCGAAGUCGAUAUUGCUUGUUACCUCUCCGAGCUAGCGGGAUGUCCACGUGCGCCGCAGGGCGCGAGAGGCGGGGGUCGCUUCUGCCGCCAGGGUCACGCCUUGGCAACUUCCGACGUGCACGGCUUCCCCCUGGGCCAUAGGCGACCCGAGAAGCAGGAGGAGGAGGAGGAGGAGGAGGAGGAGGGAGGAAAAGGGAGGAGAUGGAGGAGGAGGAAGACGGGUCGCCUAAGCCCUUCGGAGAACUCUCCACUCCGACGUGCAGAACGCGUGCCCCCUUUCGCGGCAACGGCGGCGCCAGAGAAGCAACGCGACGGGGCCACCGCGUCCUGCGCUCGGGCAUGUCGGCACGACCGAGAAGACGCGCCUCUAGAGAGCACGUCAGCGCCACAUGGGGAGGCAGGGGCAGCAUGAGCACGACAGUGCAGCGCCUGCGCCAUCAGUCGGUCCCUCGUCAACGCAGCACUGGUCGCUAGUCAAUGCAACAUCUGCGCUCUCCGUGAAGUCCUGAGCGCGGGCGAUGCCGCUGCCGACACGCUAAGCCCGAACAUGCCAGUCAUAUUACGUGUUCCACACGCCUGUGAUGUCUCGCAUGACCACUACAGCGAGCGCAUAUCAUACACGAGUCCAAUCCGAGGCGGGGCGGUGAGUUCAGGCGACGAACAGCUGGGAACGAGCGGUUCAACAACAACUACAACACUGGCUGGAAACUGGUUGAGUCUUUCCGGCAGAAUCUGCGCAUUUACGGAAGAAUUCCAGCAGCACCUUGCUCCCAGCCUCCGACUGAUAGAAAUCCAAUACACAUCAUGAGCCUGCAGGUGAAUGCACCGUUCAUGGAUUACCACUCCGCACGUCGUAACUUGGAAAUCACCACCUUUAAAUUGAACCCUUCACUUCGGUUAUCCCCUAUUGUCUUGAAUGGGGGCGGCUGGUCGGUUCCAAUGCAAUGAAAUUCAUUAGCAGGCUUCUUGCGCAAGGUCUUCCCAAACUCUGCAAAAAUUUCAGCCGCAUCGACCUUAUGGUUGUCAAUUGGAUCAUUGAUUGGAUCGCAGAACAAGACUGGCACCUUCACAUCUUUCGCGUACAUCGUGGCGGAGAUGCGCUCGACAGAGAAAUUGACGUCUGGAUCAUUGGCCUUCAGCAGUCCCUGUUCGAUAUACUGCGCUUGCUUAGUGGCGAAGACCGGAUUCACUGCUGAUGCGUCAAGCUUCAUUGUGCCGAUCAUGUGCUUGAGCUGGAAAAGAUUAGUGGUGGCCCAUGCAAUGACAUUCUUGAACUUGUCUGGGUACAGCGAAUUCGCUUUCAAGAAAGACAGGCCUGAGGCACAAAACGGCAACAAGAAUACCUUGCAAUCCUUCAGGGUGUCGUGAUGAUUCACAAAGUCCAUGACACCAGCGGCAUCCCUAUACUCUCGGGAUGGAUAACCAGAAGGAAGCUUAUGAUCGGACUGCCCGUGGUUGCGCAGAUCGUAGGCGAGCACGUGAAAUCCGCCAUCGUGAAGAACCCUGUGCAGCUUGACAUAGUCGACGGCCUCCACUUUCAAAGCGCCACCCUUGAAGUGCUCGACACAUCCAGCCCUGUUCGCCUCGGACCACGACUGGUGGCCAACGAUGGCAAGCGUAUGGCAGGCCUUGCUUGCACACGGAAUGUACCAUGCCGAGAUUCGGACGCCAUCCAGUGCGGGGAACGUCACGUCUUCGAACUCCAUUCCAUAAUCUGCCGGCGUCUUGGCAAACGUGUGGGUUGUGCUCUUCUUGCCGUACCACGUCGCAUCCAUGACAGCGGAUACAGGGCCUGCGGGGUUUGCCAUCCCCAAUGUUUCACACUUCAAUUAACAAAUAAACAAGCCCAGCUCUGACGCUUGAGCAACAAGACGGUGGAGAUGCUUGAGCAAAGGGCU